AUGGAGAUGGAACCGCCACCUUCAAUACCUGAUCAUUCAAAUGAACAGAGCUGUAAACUAUUAGGAACGACAGGAUUAGUCGUACAGGCUCUGAUGGGUAUAUUUGUGAUCCUCUCUUUAGUUGUGAAACGUCAAUUAGAGAAAAGGAAAAGAUCAUGGAGAAUAUGGGUUUACGAUGUUAGUAAACAGUUGGCUGGUCAAGCUGUCGUUCAUGGACUGAAUAUCUUAAUAUCAGAUCUGGUAGCCUCAGCAGCUCAUAACAACCCUUGUUCGCUGUAUUUCCUGAAUGUUCUGAUAGAUACGACAAUAGGCGUUGGUAUCAUCUAUUUCAGCUUGAAGUUGUAUACAUGGUUUUUCUCAACACACAUGGCUAUAGAAGGUUUUACGAGUGGUCAAUAUGGACAUCCGCCAAAAUCUAUGUUCUGGUGCAAACAACUUGUGCCAUAUCUCAUGUCUAUCAUAACGAUGAAAUUACUCGUUCUACUCCCUUUGACUUUACCUGGAAUAUCAGGAGCUCUGAUUGAUUGGUCACACAAUUUACUCGAUCAUAUAGGUCCAAGAAGUCAGGUUAUAGUUUCCAUGGCUAUCUUUCCUUUGGUAAUGAAUAUAUUACAGUUCUGUUUGGUAGAUCAAGUUAUCAAAGCUGGUAAGGACGACGACGAUGUUAAUGAUGAUGAAGAAGGAGAAUAUGGUAUUUCAAAUUCUGGUGGAGAAUAUAGACGUGUAAGGGACCAUGAAGAUUUAGAAAAUGUUUUACCUUUACCUGUACAUCCAUCAAGAGAUUUACAUCAUACCGGAAAAGAUCAAAUAGUAUCUUCAAAUUCAAGAAGACGAAGUUCAGUUAUGAUUCCUUCUUCACCACUUUUAUCACCUUCACCUAAUCCGAACAGAGAUUACGGUUCAACCACACCUUCACCGAUAGGGAGUCCCAUCAAAUCAAAUAUCAACACUAUCAGUACUUCGACGAACGAUUCAAGCAUUUGGUCAAUCAAUAAAGUUUCAGAAGUUGGUUCUUCGACAACGUCAAGCUCGACUGUUUUCUUCGAUGCUCAAACUGAUUUAUCAGAUCCAGAUACAGAAGCUGAAACUGAAACUGAAACUGAAAGUGAUAAGACGAAUAGAUUGUAUGUUAGAAAUGAAAGAGGUCAAAGGUCAUUGGCACCUUCACCUGAAACUUUACCAAUACAAAGUCCUGACUCGACAUCAAAUCCAAACUCGAUAGGAUCGUUACGCUCUGAUAUCGACAUUAUCGAAUUUCCUAAAUCGGGAAAUCAUGAUGAGGAAAGUAGAACACCAUCACCACCUUCACUCAUAAGUGGAUUAUCUAGAUAUCCAAGAGAAGAACUAGAAAGAGAAGCUAGAUGGACUUUAUCUCCACCUCAAUCACCCACCGUAGAAAGUUCAAGAGAAAGUGUCGAUUCUGUACAUCUGAGGAAAGUUAAUAAAAUACGUGAUCAUACCCAUUCAAGCAAAUAG
Messenger RNA from Kwoniella shivajii, 1476 nucleotides. RefSeq lists its product as uncharacterized. The record is from RefSeq and is a predicted model, not a curated record. The coding region runs from base 1 to 1476 and encodes 491 amino acids. NCBI's taxonomy places the organism in Eukaryota, Fungi, Basidiomycota, Tremellomycetes, Tremellales, Cryptococcaceae. The transcript has 5 exons. Gene Ontology annotation, cellular component: membrane.